CAAUAUGCAAAUGAGGAAAACAUUCCAAAACAUGGACGAGGAUAACAAUAUAUAAGCGGAACUCUACAAGAAAUUUAAUCAAAUAUAAUGACACCAAAAUGAGAAACAUGGAUAGACCUGGAUGUACUAAUAUAAGAACUAAUAAUGUAAGAUCAGAUUUUGGUUCUUCCAAAUUUACUUACAGUCAAAACUAAAAGGAAUAUUUUGGAUAUUAAAUAUUAUUACAAGAACUACUGCAAUAAACAUUUAACCAAAUCACAAUGAAUCGCUACCAAGUGUCAAAACAGUUGGGAGAUGGUACAUACGGCAGCGUGCUGCUUGCGACCACAGUCGAUAUGGGAGAAAAAGUUGCCAUAAAAAAAAUGAAGAAGAAAUAUUAUUCUUGGGAAGAGUGCCUAAAUCUACGAGAAGUUAAGUCUCUGCGAAAGCUGAACCACAUAAAUAUAGUCAAACUAAAAGAAGUGAUCAGGGAAAACGACCAUCUAUACUUCGUCUUUGAAUUUAUGAAAGAAAAUUUAUAUCAAAUGAUGAAAGAUAGGGAUAAGUUGAUGCAAGAGUCACUGAUUAGGAAUAUAAUGUACCAGAUAAUGCAGGGCUUAGCAUUUAUGCAUAAACAUGGGUUCUUCCACCGGGAUAUGAAACCUGAGAAUAUAUUGUGCAAUGGACCAGAUCUCGUGAAGAUAGCUGACAUGGGUCUGGCGCGAGAGAUUCGAUCACAACCACCCUAUACAGAUUAUGUCUCUACCAGAUGGUAUCGGGCACCAGAAGUACUCCUACGAUCAACCUCAUAUAACUCUCCCAUUGACAUAUGGGCAGCAGGGGCCAUUAUGGCGGAACUCUACACUCUACGACCUUUAUUUCCUGGCAGUAGUGAAAUAGAUGAAAUAUUUAAAGUGUGUUCAGUGCUUGGCACACCAACAAAGGCUGAGUGGCCUGAAGGUCACCAACUGGCUGCUGCUAUGAACUUCCGUUGGCCUCAGUGUGUGCCAACUAACCUCAAGUCAAUCAUCCCUAAUGCUAGCAAUGAUGGUAUAACUAUUAUGAAAGACAUGAUGAAUUGGGAUCCCAAGAAACGUCCAACCACUGUACAGGCACUUAGGUAUCCAUACUUCGCUGUUGGGGUGAAUCUAGGAGCCCAACAACAGCAACAGCAACAACAGCAGGUGACGAGACCUCCCCCUGCCCAAAAGCAGCAAUUGCAGCCACGACCACCACCCGUAGAGCAAAAACAAACAAUUAGACAACCAAGUCCAUUAGAGGAAAAGAAAACAAACAGUAUACUGCCAUCUAUAUCAACAAACAAUACAGUAACACAGAACAAUAAAAAGAAUGACAAUCUAUUUCCAACUAAGGUGUCUGCAAAGAAGAGUGGACGCAGGCGGUGGGGAAAUGAAAGCUGGGACGACUGGGAGGAUUUUGAUUUUGGGUCCUCCAUGAAUAAGAAACAACAUGCAAUGAAGAAGAAAGAUCAGAAAGACGAUGACCUGUUUGGGAGUAUGAAUAAAUCCUCACUGAACAAGAUAGGUGCUGGUCGGGUGGGCUCAGGGCGUUCUACAGCCUCUUCUGCCAAGCAGCACUACAUGAACAAGGCCAGGUAUCUCCCAGGGAUUAGCAGUGGUCAAAAGGGAAGUGCAGCCGGGUCACAUUACUCCAAUCUCAGCAAGCCUGGCUUUGGCGGCUUAAAUAAACCUGCAUUAGGAUCCACAUACAGCAAUGCAACCAAUGCUACGGGCUAUGUGCCAUCAUUUAUGGGCUCAGGCAACAAAAACACAAACUACGGGAAUGCAGGGAGUUGGAAGCGUGCACAACCAGCACCUUUAGCCUUAAAUAAGAACUCAGCUGGUAUGAGACCAACUAUAGGUGCUGCACAGGUCCCUGUGCAUGGUAGAACAGACUGGGCUGCAAAGUACUUGAAGUAGGAGGCAGUGUGUAAAAAUGGUAACCAAGGGAGAUGCAACACCGUGUCAGAAAGGGGUACUCCGUCUCUAGGGCAACAUACUGUCACAUCCCAGACUCCGUCCACUUAUGAUCAUAUUUACUGAUCUCAUCAGUCGUCACCAGUUGACAAUGAACAUUUGCAACAAUGUCAGUCAAUGCCGGUGAUGCUACUUAUGGAAUGUUGCUAUAGCAACCACGUGUUGCCAU
Messenger RNA from Owenia fusiformis, 2145 nucleotides. The record is from the annotation of a GenBank genome assembly. NCBI's taxonomy places the organism in Eukaryota, Metazoa, Annelida, Polychaeta, Sabellida, Oweniidae.